UUUAUUGAUCAAAUAGUUAAGGUUUGAAGAUUUAAGAAACAGUUAAAAUGUCUAUGAAUAAAAUUCAUACGAAAUUAAAAGAUAAUGCUUGCAUUGUUUUUCCUCCUCCACCCUCAAGGUUUACACUAGCAGAAUGGCACCUGCAAAAUAAGUUCAGAAACAGAAUCUGCUUUGAUCAGCAAACUUUAGCAGAUAGCGUUAAUGCAGAAUGUGAAAGGAUUACCGAAGAAAUUGCAGAAAGGACCUUAACGAACAAACUAGAUACAGAUCACAAACUACAUGAAAAACUCACCGACAUAAAAUUCGUCGGUGAUGAAAUAAGAAUACAACGAAAAGAGGUUGUCAUGGAAGUGGAUGCUUUGUUGGUGUACAUGGAAAGAAUCAAACAUUCCUUGGACAACCUUAAACAAAAUGCGGAAGUUAUUUGCAAGAAAUGCCUGAUUUGCAGGGAGGGGCGGCUGGGAAUAGAUCUGUGUCAUGAUGAGAUAGAAGACGACCUGAAAAAGGAGAUAGACGUCAUCCAAGGUGCUCAAAACAUGCUGAGAAGAGCUCUCGAGAUGGCCAACGAGCAAGUACGCCGUUUGAGAUCCACAAUUUACUUCAUGGACCGUGACCUGGAAAACAAAGAUAACGUGCUGAAAAUUGACGAAACCAAUUGCUCUUUGAAACACACCAGCAUGCAUUUGAGUAUGUACCACGGAUUCGCGCCUUUAGACUCAUCUACCAUAACUCUCGAAGAGUGGAGUCUAUACACUCAAGAAAACCUGGACAAUGCGGCCAAAGAAAUAAACAGCGCCCGUCAGUUGAGAUCUUACAUCGAAAUACUGCUAACCCAAGCUAUUGAAGACUUGAAGGAACAAUAUGACCUGACCAACGCUGCGUUCACUAAGAGAAUCGAGGAGAUAAAGGAAACGAAGAUGAAGUUGGAGAUACAACAUGCAGAAAUUGUGAGGCAAGCCAAUGAGAUGACGAGGACCAUAACACGUCUAGAGAUAUCCAUAGCGGAGAAGGAGGGUUUCAUGGCCUUGGCACAUACAAGAUUGGGGAAUAGAUGUCAACGGGCAGGGGUUGAAUUAUGUAAAGAUAUGGUGGAAUUGUCGUUGUCUAACGAGGUUUCUGAGUUGAGAGGCAACCUUUCUAGGCUGCAACACAUGAUUGCUGAGGCUCAAGCUUCAUUGCGUUAUCUCCUUAAAACUCAGAUACAACUGGAGGAAGAUAUCAAUAUUAAAACAAACACACUUAAAAUCGACGAAGUCGAUUGUAUGACUCUUCGACAAGCUAUGGACUAUCAUGCAUACUAAUGUUUUUAGUAUUUUACACAUUUUUAAUGAAUAUAUCAAACGAUUAAAUGUAUUGUUUUAUUCCACAUAAAAAGCG
Brassicogethes aeneus is the source of this 1377-nucleotide messenger RNA. The record is from the annotation of a GenBank genome assembly. NCBI's taxonomy places the organism in Eukaryota, Metazoa, Arthropoda, Insecta, Coleoptera, Nitidulidae.